Molecule: messenger RNA, 351 nt
Organism: Mya arenaria
Lineage: Eukaryota; Metazoa; Mollusca; Bivalvia; Myida; Myidae
Product: protein TsetseEP-like
Exons: 2
Coding region: 1-351 (116 amino acids)
Source: RefSeq, a predicted model, not a curated record
AUGGUGGCUGAUGUGUCGCUAUCAGACAGACAGCCUGACAAACAACCAUACGAACAGCCCGACAAACAGCCAGACAAACAGCCCGACAAACAGCUAGGCAAAGAAUUUGACAAACAGCAAGACAAACAGCCAGAUAAACAGCCAGAAAAACAACCAGACAAGCAGCCAUACACACUUAGGUAUAAACAACCAGACAAGCAGCCCGACAAGAAGCCAGACAAACAGUCAGACAAACAACCAUACAAACUGCUGGACAAACAGCCCGACAAACAGCCAGGCAAACAGAAUGACAAACAGCCAGACAAACAACCAGACAAGCAGCCAGACAAACAGUCUGACUCACAGCCAUAA